CGAUUGUAUAUCGAUCCUGCCCCAAGGGAUAGGAGUUAUUUAACCGAGCAAGAAACACAUCGCUCCCGUACAAUUUGCCACAACAAUCCGGUAAACACUGCGUACAAUAUAAAUUUGUAAAUUAUUUCAGUAUUCUAAAAGUUUUUAUUUUGCUUUCCUUUGACUAACAACUUCGUGUUUUUCGUUUCAUGUAGGAAUCACUCAUUCCCAUCGGUCAUUGAGGGACAACAUGAUUGCCCACUUGGCAUGAUCGACUAUCGCUGUAUCUAGAGAGGACAGGUUUGGACAUGGUGAGGCACUUCAUGUGGAUUGAUAUCGACACCGAUCUGUUGACGACAAUGGCAGAGCGAUGACGCCCCGAAACACAUACCUUCCAAUUUCCCGAGUGAGAAAUGACGAUCACCAUCAGAGACGUUGUCAUCCUCACCAGGAUGUCGCUCACAAGAGAGGCCAUCAUCGGCAACUCGAGAAAACGCGACGAUGGUUGGGGGCCCGCUAAUUCUCGGGCGUUUGGGGUUCGACAUGCUGACUCAAACUGAAGUCCAAAGACACGGGCAUUCACCGCUGAAUGCGAGACAAAAAUCGAUUCUGUGGCUCGUUAUUCACAUCCAAAUAGCGGCGAAUUUAGGCCAAGACACCCCCAAAGAUCAAGUGGGGCGGUAUGCACGCUUCUGUUGGGAUUUUUAGUGGUGUGAAUGGAAAUAAAAAAGGGGUAAGUUUCAAGAGAGUCUCUUGAAGUACCAUGUUGGUAAGAUGUGGGAAGGCACGGCCUCGAAUUCGAUCGAUUUGAUGUAAUAUGUGGUUAAUCGGUUAAAUUGGUUUGUGUACCAAACGGACCAAACCAAACCAAGUUGAACCAAAUCGAACCGAACUGAAGUGGCGGUUGGAAUAACCAAACCGGUCCAACUACCAUGGGUCGAACCGAUGCAAUGGUUCAUUAUUUCAAACGUGAACCAAUGUGUUGGUUGGGGUGUAACCACCCAUAUGAAGAGUCGCCUCCCUUCGUACGCACCCCUUCAUUUUCUAUAAAUAGCACCUAACCCCCUCUGGUUUUUAUAUAGAUUUUUCCGAUACGGAAGUUCUGCCAAAAUCCAAAAAAAUAGUUUUUCUGCAUUCUUUUCAAAGAGAAAAUAGAGUCAAGUGUGGUUCUCGCCGAUUCGUUGCGUUCGAUGGGUUCCGGGGUUUGAGGUACCGCUACGCCGGAAAAGGUACGUCCUUUCUAUCCUGGGAGGAAUCAUUCCAUAAACCUUGGGUACUUGAGGGGAAUAAGAUUCUUUAAGGAGAGAUAGUGAAUUCUAUCGGCUAGGACGCUUGCAUGUGUCUUUGCAUGUUUUCUUUAUCUUAUGUGUUUGCUUGUGUUGCAAGAAAAUAGUAUACGUGAACUUUUCCCCAACAAUCUUAAAGAAUCUUAUGGUUUCACGUAUACAAUUUGUCUUGGUCCGCAUGAAACUGUCUUUCGUCGUUCAUCUUUGUGUGUUUGCCUUAGGAGAAUGACGAUUCAUGCAUUCAGUAGGGUUUAACUGUUUGUAUAUAUCUGGUCAUCAACAGAACCAUGCAUGAUUCAUUGUGUUAAUUGAUCUCCUUGCAUGUAUCUGAAAUUUUUUAAAUAUAAUUUAUGAUGAAGUUUCGUUGGAACACUCGAUUCCUUCUGCGGAGCAAACAUGUUUGAUAUAUAUAUUUGGUAGUUAUAUAUAUGUUCGUUGUGUAUGCAUAUGUGUUUUGGUUUUUGUACAUGGAAAAAUUGCUGCAUGCAUUUGGAAAGAUUGAAUCGUUGCAUGCAUUGUUGAAAUGGAAUAUGCAUAUAUAUAAUGGUUUGUUUGUUCUUGCCUUCGGUGCGAAAGAAAGCAAGUUGUUGUAAUUUGUUUUUCUCAAUUGGUUGAUUUACUUUGAAAUGGCAGUGCAUUGAAAUGGGUUUUCUUAGCUGCCAUUUAAAGAGUCUGGUUAAGUGAACAUUGUCCUUUCAUGCCAUGAAUUGUGAUUUGCCAUGUUAUUGAUCAUUGCAUUUCACCAUGCAUGCCUCAAACUCUCCAUAAGUUUUCAUGAAUGGUUCUGUGAUUGAACAAAUUGAUGUCAAAGUGAAUAUGUUUGUUGCCGAACAUGCAAUAUGAUUUUUUAUAUCUUCACUUUGUUGAUUCGUGCAUAAUUUGGUUAUGUUUAUGUUCAUGGUGCACUUUGUGUGCGAGGUAAUAUUCUGGACCAAUUCGGUUUGGUUGGUAAUGUCAAAUACUUAUGUAGUAUUUGAGAUGUGAACAAAUUCAUAACUUAUGUUAGGAGAAAAGUUCAUGGAGAAUUCAAUUAGGUUGAAUUUUAAAGAAUUCAUGUUUGAGAUUCAAUUUCAAGUACUUGGAAAAAAUACAACAUAUUGCUUCAUGUAAUCAAAUUGUUUGUAUUGUAACCUUGUACUGAUUUGAAACAAAAUGGUGCGAAGAUGGAAUACUCAUCUAUGAUUGAUACUCAAUGGGACCUAAUGUGGAUGAUUUGGGCACCCAUGUGGACUCGAUGGAGAGUAUGGGGGAAGAAGAGGAAGUUGAGGAAUCGGAAAACGAGGAGGAGUACUCCGACAUAGAGACCGAUGAAUGCCUCUCUGAUCCUGACUUCCACCCCAAGAAUCCUUAGGAUUCUUGUAUAUGUAUUGUAAUCUCCUUUGAGGAGUAGACAUAUGCAUGUGUGUAUAUAUACAUAUGGUAUUAAUAUGUGUGUACCUAUGUAAGUCGUGUAUUUACAUGAUGAAUAAAGGACAAAUGUUCUUUUCUCCCAAGUGGAAAAUUAGUUGGAUAAAACCUUACAAGUUUGUUUGGUUCCAAAAUUAACCACAAAGUUUUAAUGCUUUUAUUGCAUUUGGACUUCAUUCAAGGUGAUGCAUGAGAGGAUGGAAGUACUUAUGAUAGUCCUUCAUGGACUCUAAGUAACGGUGGUUUGGAUAGUAAUAAACUAUCUAGUGGGAAACUAUGAACAAUCAUAGGUAUGUGAAACCUAUGACGAGAGGCCAGUAGGGACUUGUUUGUCAAGUCUUUCUAAGCCAGAAUGUUUGCAUAGGUUAUGUUCAAAAUAAGUUGAACAUAGUUAUGAAAGAGUAUACCUCCAAUGUGUUGGAGAUGAAGUUUGGUUAAUGUACGUUUAAAGGUUUGCAUUACGAGUAAGCCAUAAGUGAUAAGGAAUUCGAAUUCCUAAGAUGCUUGUGAUGACAUAAUAAUUUGUUUAUUAUGUAUGUGGUUUAGGACUUGAUGUUUCCUAUGCCACGAGGGUAAGGAAAAUGAAGCUAUGAUUGAUCCUUAUAGGGAUUUAAUAAGCUUGCUAAAUGAUGGUCGUCAUCAAGAUAAGCAUUAGUUCAGAAUUGUUUAUGGUACAAAUUGACUAUGAUUAUCAACGUGGAGCUAGUUGCCAGAACUGUUUAUGGUAUAUACAGAUAUAUAUAUCAUUGGAAAACAAUUUGGCAUGAGAGCUCAAUUGAGAUGAUCUUAUUGAACUUAAAGUCUGGAUUACUUAUGGUAUAUUUAUGAAGUUUAUACCAUUGGAAAGUAAAUCGACAAUUGGAUAAGAAAUUCGUUUGAAUUACUUGUGGUAUAUCAUGUUACAAAAAUCAAAUGUCAUUGGUAAGUAAUUAGAUGGGAUUUCCAUUACUGGAAUGCAUCUGAAUUACUUAUGACGUCUCAAGUUGCCUUGAUCAAUACCAUUGGUAAGUAAUUAGAUGGUAUUUCUAAUAAAAUCUGAAUUGUUUGUGGUAUGCUAAUCGAGUGAGAUCAUACCAUUGGUAAACAGUUAGAUACACAUAGUGGUUGGCAAGUCCAAUAAGUAAAACCAUGGAAAAUAAAUGGGAUUAUUCCAUGAUGUUUGGCAAAGGGUAGAAUUGUGGGGGAGAAGAGCUAGCAAUUGUUUCGACUACUAUCUCAAGACCCUACAAUGGGACGCAAACCUAUCCAUAAGACAAAAGUGGAAAGGUAAACGAAGUCAUACUUGAAAGUAUGAAGGUGUCCAAUGAGAAAGGGAAAGUCCUUAAACCUUGUGGAGUUAACCUAGUCCAAGGGUAUAACUUAUGAGUAAUCUCUAGCAUAUAUUGACGUUAUGUCAGAGAGCUAGAAUAUUUAUUGAUGUUGAUCCACUCUUCCCAAAGAGAUGAUUUUGACCAUAUACAUGUAUGUAUAUGAACAACAUUCCCCAAACCGGAAACGUUGGUUUCAACAACUAUGGCGAAAUAGUUGAAAUGUGGGGGAUAAAUUGGGGAGAAGUAAUGUGGAAUGUCGCUUGGGUGAUUCCAAAGUGAAGUGAUGUGAAUACUUAGGAGUUUUAUGUAAACCCUAAGUUAAGUCAUAGAUGUCACUACAUUUGAAGAGAUACUUGUGAAACUCAAGUACUCUAAGGUUAAUGAAGUAGAGAGAUUUCAACACCGUUGGCAUGUGUUUUGAUUAUUGCAAGGCAAUAAAAUCAAGGCAAACACAUAAGAUGUAUAGUGAAUUGAAAAGAGACGAGUCUUUGGUGGAUUUUACCCAAAGGAACUCACUGGGUGAACCAAAAGCCAUAGUCCAUUAAUGGAUAGGCAUUUAUGGUUAACGAGGAGCAAUAUCUUGGAAAACGUCCAAGUAAAACUCUAAGACCGGUGAAGUUGAGUAGUUUGGCCCGCAAAGACUGGCGUUAAUAAAACGCAUUUGUGCACAAAAUGGUUAUUGCAAGGGCUAGAAGUGUUAUGUGAAACAUCUCGUCGUAGAAACAUAACAUUAUUGAUUGGUUAAUUUCUAGCGAAGUUAUCGGAGAUGAUCAGUUUAGAUCAAGUGAUAACAAACGUGGGGCCCAUCUAGAAAUUAAUUUAAGUAUAGAAGGGAAUGGACUCGUGGCCUAGGACAAAUCAUCAUGGCGGUAACUCUACCUAAGAAGGAUUUCCAGACCCAACCUCUAGGUUCAAGGAGAAAACAAAGUUGUGAAUGAUGGUCCGACAUUGUCAAAUUAUUCAAAGUCCAUUCUCAUGAUGAGACAAUGUCCAACUAUAAGGGUAAACCUAAAGAUGGAAGGUUUUUAAUGGCUUCUAAGUUUGACACAGGAUGUGAUCAAAUAGUGUAUUUUCGGAAUACAUGUUUAGAAAUCACCUAUGUGAGUGUGAAGUGGAGCCGCUUCAAGGAGAAUAAAAGAAGGCCAUUUCUCUAAGCACUCAUGAAACCAGGCGGUGUUUCACGGCUGAAACGAACACAACAAUGAGAACCAGUGAACGGAUAAGAGUUAGUUGUGUGACAUAUGUUGUCUUAGUAUACAAGCAAAACCGACGGUUCAAAAAUAUCAAAAACAUUCUCCAUUCAUGUGGGGGAUUGUUGGGAUUUUUAGUGGUGUGAAUGGAAAUAAAAAAGGGGUAAGUUUCAAGAGAGUCUCUUGAAGUACCAUGUUGGUAAGAUGUGGGAAGGCACGGCCUCGAAUUCGAUCGAUUUUAUGUAAUAUGUGGCAGCUGGAAUAACCAAACCGGUCCAACUACCAUGGGUCGAACCGAUGCAAUGGUUCAUUAUUUCAAACGUGAACCAAUGUGUUGGUUAGGGUGUAACCACCCAUAUGAAGAGUCGCCUCCCUUCGUACGCACCCCUUCAUUUUCUAUAAAUAGCACCUAACCCCCUAUGGUUUUUAUAUAGAUUUUUCCGAUACGGAAGUUCUGCCAAAAUCCAAAAAAAUAGUUUUUCUGCAUUCUUUUCAAAGAGAAAAUAGAGUCAAGUGUGGUUCACGCCGAUUCAUUGCGUUCGAUGGGUUCCGGGGUUUGAGGUACCGCUACGCUGGAAAAGGUACGUCCUUUCUAUCCUGGGAGGAAUCAUUCCAUAAACCUUGGGUACUUGAGGGGAAUAAGAUUCUUUAAGGAGAGAUAGUGAAUUCUAUCGGCUAGGACGCUUGCAUGUGUCUUUGCAUGUUUUCUUUAUCUUAUGUGUUUGCUUGUGUUGCAAGAAAAUAGUAUACGUGAACUUUUCCCCAAGAGCUUCUACCUCAUUGGCUUAGUUAGUGGAUUUUUGUUCCCCGACAAAGCAGAUCGGUGGAUACAAGGCAUGUGGUUGUCGUUACUCCUCGGCGAUUGGGACGAGAUGGGGAGAAAGAGUUGGGGGUCGGCUGUGUUAGCUGGGAUUUACCGGGAGUUGUGUACUUGCUCGAAGUUGGGAGCGAGACAAGCUGGUGGUGCGAUGUUCACCCUCAAGCUAUGGGCAUGGGAGCAUCUUCCGAUUUUCGCAGCUCGAGACCCGUGGGAAUUAUAGUUUCCAAAUGAGGAGCUACGAGAUGUAGCGAAUCCCCCCUAUGGUGUCAAGUAAGUUUUAUCUAAUUUACAUUUAUUCCAAGUAUGCAAUUUAGUUUAAUUUAAUUUAGAUUUAUUCCAAGUAUGCAACUUUAUUUAAUUUAGAUUUAUUAUAUGUAUGCAAUUUUAUUUUAUUUAUAUUUAUUCCAAGUAUGCUCCAUUAGAUAUAUCAAACCUUCAAUAGUAGUUUGUGUAUAGGUAAAAAAAAUUAGUGAUAGUGGAACACCCUUAAAAUAUGGAAAAUGAUUAUUCAACCUCCUCUAGUAUUCUGCAUAUGGGUACAAAUAAUAUUUAAGUGAUAGGGUCUAUGUGAUUUGAACUUGGGAACACUGCUACUAUUAGUAAAUAUAGUUUCAAUUAGACUACAACUCAUUUGUUGUUAUGUUUUAGAUCAAAAUAUGAUAGUAAAAGGCUAUUCUUAUCCCCAAUUAUUUUCAAAACCUAACGAUUAAAUCCAAUUACGGGUUACCCUUGUCUAGUAGGAUAUGUCACGAGAGAUUUGUUGAGUAGUGUAUACACCGAAUGUAUUUUACAAUUUUUUUAUAAUACGGAUCAUGUUUGAACUUUUAUUCUAACUUUUACUAGUUGAAUAUUUUCAUAUUUAAUAAUUAUUAGAUUUAUUUUUUUAAUUUUAAUUUUAAUUUUUUUUAAGAGGACACCCUAUUUAAAAUUUCUGAAUCUGCCACUGGCUACGAGUAACUACUGAGGAAUGGCCCCGCGAGAAGGGUUGACGAGGAAAGGAUUGACGGAAUUGUAAAUUCCACCGCACACACCUUGCUUGAUUUUCGUGUGGACUAUAAUGCCAUUACGAAAGUAGGUCAGCUCCAAAUCCCUCCUUCGGUUGUUAUUGGGUUAUGAAGGAUGGUCAAUUAAAUGAAUAAUUGGUGGAAGACAAAGGUUAACGUGGCAAAAUCAAUGGUGGGUUUAUUUAGGUUGUAGCAAAUGGGAAAAAGCAGAAGUAUUAGUAUGGCCAAAGUGACACGGCUACUAAAUUGUUGGGACUAUUAGAAUCUGUUGAAGGGUUCAUACCCCAUUCAUUCAGUAACAUAGAACUCGAUCAUUAGUGGGUUUGCACAGUUGGAGUUUGAGUAAGGGUGCUACAUCAGAGGAAUUGAGGAGUCAUCUUUUCGAGUUGAGUGUAAAGUGGGUAAAAUCUCUGUCAAAAUCUUUUUAGUUUAUGCUUUCGUUUCAAGUUAUUAUUUAGUUAAUUUUUAAGUUAUGCGCGACUAUGUGUGUGAGGCAUCGCCGCCUACUUAAGGCGAAGACACACAUUGUGCUAUGAAUGAAUGUAUGGAUGUAUGAUUGUAAUAGUUGGUUAAUGGUAAGAUGAACCCCUGGGCGGUUGGCCCACUACUGGACGCGAUAGAUGGUCGGAUCACUGCUGGACGGCGAGACGUAACGCAACAGUUGAUCGAGUAUGUUGGAUCACUACUGGGCGGCGAGACGUAUCGCAGUAGUUGCUCCUGGCAUGGACUGGACGACGAAACGUAACGCAGCGCAGUGCCAUUGUCAAGCUGUGUAUGCAACCGGAGACGUAACGUGAUUGGCAUACUAGGUAGGGACACCGGACGACGAUUCGUAACGUGGUGGUCCCUAGUGUUUGGUGUAUAAGUUAAGGAUAGAAGUAAAGAACUUCUAUAGGAUGACAUAGGAGUAAAGAUAAAGGAUAGACUGUUUUGAGAAUAAAUUUUUUUAAGGAUGAAGGCGAGAACGACUUUCAUCUAAGGCAAGAAACUCUAAUAACGUGUUUAGUAAGGAGUAUGCUUAGGGAAAAGACCUUAGGAAGUAACGACGAGACUGACCCCUUCUCACUCACCAGGUCGAGGAAGGGUUAGCAGAGGUGGAUUUUGAGAAGAGGCUAGGCGAGGCGAGAAGCCGCACCAGAGUGAACGAGAUCGAGGCGAGCUCAGCAAGGGGUGUUAGAGUUUAUUUAGUUAGUUAUGUUUAUGAUUAUGAGUAUAACUGGAGGUUCAAAGGUUAAGCUUUAUUGACUAUUAUUUGAGGUCGCCCACGUGUUUAGGACAUUUCAUUUGAAAGGGAUUCAGUUGUAUUUGUUUUAAUGAAAUUUUUUAGGUUGUUUUAAAUCGGCUCCGGAGCCAUGUGUAUCUCGGUUUGUUAAAAGGAUCGGGUCGUUACAUUAUAUGUGUAGCUUUGCUUACAUGGAGGAUCGGAGCAAAUAAAAAAUACCACCAACCUUAGCAGUCUUUACUGUUUAUCGUGCUGAGUUUGAUAAGUCUUGGUGGAAUCAGGCAAAAAUGUAUUUUUGAAUAUUUUAAAUUUUUACCUUCCAAUGGAUAUAAUUGAUACUAAUUGCCAAUUAUUAACGAGUGUAGGUGACAUGAGACCCAUUUCCACAUGAAGCGUUCGAGCUGCAUCGUCUUACACACCCCGAGGAUACGAAGGAGUGGUUCUGUUGACACAUGGUGGAGUGGCACCUGUCGGAUAGAGCCUUAAGGCAAUAUCGAUUAGAGCUACCAAUUCCAGCAUCCCCACCCGUAGGUUUCAGGGAUCUCCAUGCCAUCGACCUAGGGUUUAGGGUUGCUUGAACUACCACCCCAUCUGUACCCUCCUGCAAAACCAUCAUUAUAAGAAUACUGGUGAGAAUGAGUUUCACCCACCGCCUCGGUCUCGACAUACACCUCUACAAGCCGUAUCCCGUUGUCAGAUAGGAACUGUAUCAUCAUGGUAACCGUGUCAUCAUCAUUUAUGACAAAUUCUUCCUACAUAAAUCCACUGGCACUCAUGUUUGGAUACCGGUAAGUAAUUUUACCAACUCUCGUCUGUCCGCCCAUACAAAUCCUGUAUGCACAAAUGUCACGAAGUUCUUGCCACAUGAAUCUCGACUCAAUUUUCAACAUAGUUGAUUCACCAUCUUCAUAAUCGAUCUCAAUGUCAGAGUUUCUCACUCAACCAUUCCACCGAAUAAUAAGCCGAAACUUCUUAAAUAUACUCAUGUAUGCAAUUUAUAAUAAGUAACUAUUAGCUUAACUCGAAUAAGAUUAGUAUAGUAUAAUUAGUACUUGGGGCUACACAAACAAUAUCCAACACCAUAUUUUUAGAGCUACGAAAACAAUAUCAUCCAAAACCAUAAACAACCGCAACUAACUAAUCGAAACAUUGACCAUAAUUAGCAUUACAAUAACAUGAUUAUACUAAACAAAUUCAUCUAACUAACAUCAAUCCUACCAUAAUUAAUCUAAAUAUCUCUAACAUAACAUAUUUGCCACUAACCGCAAUUCAUUAAAUACAUACAUAUAAUUAUUAAACCAUCAAUAUCUAAACAGUACAUAAUUAUAUCAUACCAAAAAAUUUAAGUUUCUGUACCCGUAGUUGCUGGAAGCAAUGUAGUCAAAAGCUAGUUUUAAAGCCUAAAAGCCUACGCUUUUACGCUUUGGAACCCCCCAAAUAUUGUAGCUUUUGUUCAAAAAGCUUUUUGCACCAACAACCCAAGUAAAAGCCCUCAAGCCCAGUAAAAGCCUUAGAAGCUAGUUUUUGACCGCUUCUCUACGCUUUUGAUAUCCGAGUAUGAUGAUCAUAUUUGGUCGUGUUUGGUUCAAAUUUUUGGACAAGAGAAAAAUGAUGCAGUCUUAUUUGUUUUCUAGUCGGGUUAUCCUUUUAGUAUUCGCUUUUAUGAAUUUAUCAUCCCUAAGUCACCGACACUUUUCCACAUUCUCGUAUUUUCUCUGCCUCCAAAACCACAUACCACAUCCAAAGUUCUGCUUCCAAAAGCUUUUCCCUUAGUUUCCCGCAACGUGCAUCCAACUUCCUCUUAGUAGGCUCCCACUGCUACAAUAACUUGGACAUCUUAAUUCGAUGCAUCAACUCUCCCCAUCCCUAUAACUCAUAUCCCAACCCUAUGACUAUGUUGUCGUCAAAGCUCAUCACCUUCAGCCUCACAUUUGCCACCACUUUCACUUAUUAGUGGAGUUUGUCUAUAACCCUUCUAGCUUCAUGUUUUGUUGUUGGUUUCCUUUUCACAUAUUUUUUCUAGAAAGCAAGAGGAAGAUGGUGAAUUCUUGUUUAAAGGCCUAUUAAUUUAGUUUAUGUGUAUGAGAGUAGUAUGUUAAAUAUGAGCUAGUUCAUCUCUCUGUUCAUAUUUUGCAUAAUACAAGUUAUGGUUAUAAUAUUUCUAUUAAAAUUAUAUGAUAUGCAAAAGCUUACGCUUUCACGCUUUGCUUUUGCGCUUCCGCUUUUACCCAUCAUUUCACUUUUACCUAGAAGCUAGACUUUGACUGCAUUGGCUGGAAGCUGGCUGAGAAGAAGAUUUUUGCAAACAUUUGAGUGGAAUGGGACAGAUUUUUGAGGCAAAUACGUGGGGGUUCCGUUAUAUAUAUGCAAACUAGGUCAAGUAAUCACCGCAAGAGUCCAUAACAGUGAAGUUGUUCAUCCCUGUAGCCUAUUGCGGUGAAUACUAGAUCGUUAUGACCUAAUUUUCCAUCUACCAUGACUGGAAAACGUGGUAGACAAUCACCACUUUUCACAACUGCGGUGAUAUGUUCAUCGUUGUCGUCCAUUGCGGUGAAUAUGUUCACUGUUUUUAUCCAACGCAGUGGUUGGUUCACUGUUUUUCUGCAUUGCGGUGAUUAUUUCAUUGUUUUUAAUUAAAACCGUGAUAUAUUGAUUGUCUUUGUCUAUUGCGGUGAUUUAUUUCACUGUCUUGGACCAUUGUGGUGAUAAGGAAAUACUAGUUAACUCUUUAAAAGAACAAGUUCUAAAACACUAUUUCAUAGAUUCACAUAACAAGGGGUGCUCUUUUAGUAAUUAAUCAAAGUUUGGAUUAGUUUUUGUGUCAUUAAGGUUUUAAUUAACUAACUUAUGACAAUUUGAGCCGAAAUCAAUGGAUAUUUUUCCCUUCCCAUAUCGAUCGCGUUUACAAUCGUUUACCCAUUUUCUGUGUGGUGUCGGGCUUGCAAAUAAUUUUUGUUUUUAUGGUUUUGGGUUUUAUGCCGGGUUUUAUGCUCACCCUUUUCAUGUGUUUGACUACUUCUUUUGCCUUCGUAGUUGGUACCUUAUUUCUUAUCUUAAUGAUCUUUCCUUCACUUAUUGACCACGUUUAGGGUCGUUGGACCAAUUUUUUUGUUGUAUCGGACUUUCUCUGUGGUGUCGGGCUUGCAAAUGAUUUUGGUUUUUAUGGUUUUGGUUUUUAUGCCGGGUUUGACUAGUUCUUUUGUUUUCGUGGUUGGUACUUUUUUCUUAUCUUAAUGAUCUUACCUUCGAUUAUUGACCACGCUUAUAGUCCUUGGAUCAUUUUUUUUUCGUUGUAUCGGACUUGAAGAUGUUUUUUGCGACUUUAGGGUUUGGUUCGUUUUUAUUCUCGGUGGGAAUUUUUACGUAAAUGCUUGGAAUUGUUUUGUGUAGCCGCUUGGAGUCGUUUCACCGCUUUUUCUCUGUUGUAUCGGGGUUGCAAAUGGUUUUUGGUUUUGUGUUUUAUGUCGGAUUUUACGAUCUAUUGUGUUUGACUAUUUUUUCUUGCCAAAAUUUAUGAUCACUUGUGUUUGACCACUUUUGUUUUGCCUUCAUGGUAGGUACAUUCUCUUAUCCUGAUGAUCUACUAAUGCAAAUUUUGGUUUUUAUGGUUUUGGGUUUUAUGCUCACCCUUUUUAUGUGUUUGACUACUUCUUUUACCUUCUUGGUUGAUACCUUUUUCCUUAUCUUAAUGAUCUUUCCUUCUCUUAUUGACCACGUUUAGGGUCGUUGAGCCGGUUUUUUUUUUGUUGUUGUUGUUGUUGUUGUAUCGGACUUUCUCCAUGGUGUCGGGCUUGCAAAUGAUUUUGGUUUUUAUGUCGUUUGACUACUUCUUUUGCCUUCGUGGUUGGUACUUUUUCCUUAUCUUAAUUAUCUUACCUUCGCUUAUUGACCACGCUUAGUGUCGUUGGACCUUUUUUCCGUUGUAUCAGACUUGAAGAUGGUUUUUGGGACUUUAGGGUUUGGUUGUUUUUUUAUUCCCAGUCUUGCAAAUUUAACGUAAGUGUUUGGAAUUGUUUUGUGUAUUCGCUUCACCGUCUUUCUUUAUUGUGUCGGGGUUGCAAAUGGUUUUUGGUUGUGUUUUAUGCUGAUUUUUAUUAUAUAUUGUGUUUGACUAUUUCUUUCCCACGAAAAUUUAUGAUUUAUUGUGUUUGACUACUUUUGUUUUGCCUUCAUGGUAGAUACAUUUUUUUAUCCUGAUGAUUUAUUGAUUCUUCUUUCCUUUUUGUUAAUUUAACAUGUGACUCUUUGUAAUUAAUCAUAAGUUUAGCUUAGUUUUUAUUUUUCUAAUUCUUUUAUUUUAUCUAUCCAAAGGUUUUUAAAACGCGGUGUUGACGAAUUUUGUGUCGACAAUAAUUUUUAUAUGUUUUUCUAAUUUAAGGGAUUGAGUCGAAUGUGGAUUUUGGGUUUUAUUUCAGGUUUUACGCUCACCCUUUUUAUGUGUUUGACUACUUCUUUUGCCUUCGUGGUUGGUACCUUUUUUCUUAUCUUAAUGAUAUUUCCUUUGCUUAUUGACCAAGCUAAGGUCGUUGGGCAAUUUUUUCUUUUUGUUGGAUUUGAAGAUGGUUUUUGCGACUUUAGGGUUUGGUUGGUUUUUUUCUCUGUUUUGCAAGUUCUUAUAUUAGUGCAUGGAAUUGUUUUGUGCCGCUUCGAGUCAUUUCACCGCCUUUUCUCAGUUGUGUCGGGUUGCAAAUGGUUUUUGGUUUUAUGUUUUAUGCCAAAUUUUAUUAUUUAUUGUGUUUGACUAUUUUUUUCCACCAAAAUUUAUGAUCUAUUGUGUUUGACUACUUUUGUUUUGCCUUCAUGGUAGGUACAUUUUUCUUAUCCUAAUGAUCUAUUGAUUGUUCUUUCCUUUUUGUUAAUCUAACAUGUUACCCUUUGUAAUUAACCAUAAGUUUAGCUUAGUUUUCAUUUUUUCUAAUUCUUUUAUUUUAUCUAUUUAGAGGUUGUCAAAACACGGUGUUGACGAGUUUUGUGUAGGCAACGAGUUGUACAUGUUUUUCUAAUUUAAGGGAUUGAGCCGACUGUGGAUUUUACCCACUUUUAUAAUAAACAGAUUGAGUCGAGUGUGAAUUUUGUUAAAAGUGGCGAAUCUGGAUGGUUCUGGUCUUCUUCUUCAAGAGUGGCAGGGUCCAUAAGAACAUAGGGAUAUGUUCCAUCCAAUCGGUGACCAUUUUGUAACUAAAGGAAUCUUUAAAGGUCUUUAUGUUUUUUUUUUUUUUUGUUUUUUGUUUUGUUGCUUUCCCUUCUUCCCCUCUUCCCAACCACACGAAGCCCUCUCUCUCCUUCUCCUUCUCCUCUUUCACCUUUAUCUUUCUCUUUUUUACUCACCCAAACCUCCCUGUCACUUGAAGAAGAAAGGGGGAAAACAACUCACUUCUCUCUUUAAGAAGUGAUGAGGAAGAUUGCCUACAGGUCUGUAGGGGCGUCCCGACGGUGACGACGAUGAUGACAAGGUGGUUUAGGAGUGCAGCGCCGAUGGUAUCAAGCAGAUUCGGCCGGUGAGAGCAAAAUAACAAUGGCGACAAUGUGGGUGGUAGUGAGGCGCUGUGAUGACCUGAAUCUAGUUGCCAUCAACGAGAUCGACGACGAUGGCAGAUCGAUAGCAACGGCGAGGCUGGUAACAUAUGUAGAGAUGACAGGUGUCAAAUACUGGGCAAUGAGGUUUUCUGGAUUAUGCGAUGGCGUUGCUGAAGAGAUUUGCAGGAGGUGGAGGAAAUUGCAGGGCUGUCAUUUGGGAGCCAUCGAGAAGGAAAAAUAUUUUUCUUUGUGUUUGUUUGGUUCCCGCCGGAAUUUUCUCUUCCUGUCUCUCUCUCUCUCACAGUCGAUGAAGUAGAAGAAGAAUGCAGAGAUCUCUAACAUCAUAUGAACGGUAAGUUCUUAUUACUUAUUUUCUUUUAAUAUUAUCUUUCAUUUGACGGGUACUUCUUUUUAAUUGGGUUUUCGUUUGGUUUGUUACUCAGUUUGGUUUCAUCAUUCAGCCUCUUAGACUCUUAGUAGUCAUGGAAACAUAUGGCUUUUAUUGACUUUAGGAGCCUGGCUUUGAUACGCCCCUGGGGGUGUAUGUUAUCAAAGUAACGCAGCAUACGACUCAAUCGAAGAAUCGAUUGAGCUCGAAUUAAGAACGAAGCGCUCUUAAUACGAACUUGGGAUAAAACGGAACCAACGGACAAUUCCACACCAGGGGAAAGAUCGUAUGGUAUAAAAGGGUAGCUGCUCGACCACGAUUGAAGAGGAUAUUCAAUCGAUACAAAGCUCACAAGCUUGGAAUCCACCAAACUCAAACAAGUCGCAACUUGCACAAAACCAAAGGUUUGUUUUUCGAUUAAUCAAAGUCUAAGUUUUUAUAACGUAAAUAGAAGAGUAUUUAUAGACAAAUAUACCUAAUACAAUCCUACAUGAACAAGGAAACUAAUUAGAACAGAAAAAGGCUAAAGAAUUCGUGUAAAACAAGGUAACUUGCUGGCCAAGAAACUGACUUAAAACGCAGGCUUCAUAGCAUCUUUGAGCCCUUCGAAAAUGGCCUUCGAGGUUGAUUCGAAUUCAACCAAUUCCUUUCCUUUGUAGAAUAAAAUUUCUUGUUUCACCUCCAACUUGAAUCAGCCUAAGAUCAUGCUCCAAACUCCAGAUAUAGGCUUUCAAAGUUGGUAUCUCAAAACAGUUUUCUGCCUUAGCCAAAUUUAGACAGUUUUUCUGUUUUGAGGUAGCCUCUUGAUGGGCUUUGAAAGUGACCUUCCAGACAUCUCCUUGAGCUCCAAAACAUACCAAUGUAAUCAUAAUAACAUUAUCUUCAAAACAAGCUCUUGAUCUCCCAUUUUGAUUGAGCCAUUUGUGAGAUACAAGCUUCCAAAGUAGGCUACCUGAAACUGUUUCAACACUUAGCCAAAAAUCAGAAUUCUUCAUGUGAGUUGAGAUGACUUCUUUGGUAAGUAAUAUUGAAUUGUUGAUUGAUCCAAUUGGGAUCAUAUCAGGCUUGGUAUUGCCGAAUUGAUGUCAAGGUUAGUCAAGUUUGAAUGAAAUUAUGUAUUAUAUGGUUGAAUAGGUACUUAGGGUUCUUCUACCACUGAAAUUAUCCAAGCUUUAUUUAAUUAUCUGGCUUUUAAUUUGUAGAGCUUUUAGUGGUUAGAACUUAGAAGGCAGUUUAUCCAUCCAUUACUCAUGCAAUAUACCUUUAUGAUCGCUAUUACCUUUAUUUUGGAGUUUUGAGCUUCUUUACAUUCCUUGGCAAAUCAUGUAUAAAUAACGAGUGAGUAACCUAUUGAUUUAAAAGGUUACCUUUUAAAUAGGGCUUACCUUUUAAAUCAAUAGAAUUGGCUGGUCAUCCGCCUUGCAUUUGCUAAUUGAUUGGAACACUCAAACACAUCAUCAAGUUAGACAUGAUUAAAUAUAUAUUGUCCCUAUUUUGCUUAUACAAGUGUGGUCCAUUAAUCUUGCAUGUUUUCUUCUUCUUGAUUCAUAAUUUGGAUAUGAUGUUUUGAGCACCUCACGUUAUAUUUAGGAGAUGUGGUUGUAUGGUGUUUUAUCCUAAAUGGAUGUUUGAUAAUCGCAGAAAGGGAGAUCUGUGAUUAAGCUCCCUGUUUCCUUUCAAUUUCAUGCUUGUAGGAAGUAUUCAAAGGUUGAUUGUUUUUUAAGUUUCUUUGAUCACACAUAACUAAGUGCAAUCGAAAGGUUCAUGGUUGUACUCAGUAUUCAAAUUUUGAUUUACAAGACAUGUGAGUGUUCUUUGUGUAAUGUGGUUUGUUUGUUGAAGCAGGUUCUUGUUGUUCAUUCAACAAUCCAUGUCUAAACCAGUGAUUGUUGAUUAUUUUUUCCAGUACCCAUUUUGCUUUGUUGAAACCAAAUAAGAAUGGCAUGAUAGCCUUAAGACAGUAUCAACCAAUCAGUUUCUUUGCUUGAGAAUUCUUCUACAACAUGUAACAUCGUUAUGUUCUUUAAUUAAUAAGGUUCAAGAAUGGAACUCGAUGGUAGAUAUGUCGUGUUAUUUGUGUGUGAUGGUUAACGAAACUAGGAAUCAUUUGUUUUAUGGAUUUUGUUUUGUACAUGAAGUUUGUAGGUUAUUUAUGUGAUGGAUGGGAUUAUUCCCCUGGUGAAGGAUGACAUGAAGGUCUAGAAGAAGAUGUGCAGAAGUUGGAGAAGCAUCAUGUGGGAAGUUUCUGUAGACCAUGGUGGUUAGUUAAGUAUAGAGAGAACGAUGUCGCUGUAUUUUGGGAAGAAGAUGACAAUGUAGGAGUUGACUGGGAAAUAAUGGCAGUGCUAGAGGUUAAGAUGCUUAGCGAUUGUAACUUCACAAUAGAGCCAGCCAUGAUAGUGGUCUUAGGAUGAGUUAGAUGUUUAGAAGAAUGUAAGUAUAAAAGUCUACGGUAGACUGUUGCGUUUCAUUUGAAUGUUCAUGGUUGAUUUAAAUAUGUUGGAACUGAAGACACUUUGGUGCAAAGAAAUGGAUGGCUUUUAAGGCCUAAUGAAAUUGCUUUAGGUGCUGGUCAAUUUCAGCUAUAAUUAAGGUAAUUUCCUGUACUAUCCAAUUCUUUGUUAGAGGAGUCUUCAAUGUCGAUUUGUCAGCCACUUUAUCUUAGAAACAUAUUUUAAUACAGUGGAGCUGGGGAAUAUUUAUUUAUGUUAAGCCCAAGUAAGUUCUUUGGAUAAUGAGGAGACAUGGUAAUGACGAGGCCUAAUGGCGAGAUGUUGUAAUAGUAAAGUAUAAUUUCUCGA
Messenger RNA from Linum trigynum, 16924 nucleotides. Lineage: Eukaryota; Viridiplantae; Streptophyta; Magnoliopsida; Malpighiales; Linaceae. The record is from the annotation of a GenBank genome assembly.